AAUUAUCUGUUAAGUUUCACUCUAACAACUAACGAGUUUUUUUUAAAAGUAUGCAUUUUUAUUUUAAAGGUUUUGCUAGGAAAUCCUCAUGUUUGUAACUGUUCCACAUUUCAGAAAGGAGGGGAACUUUGUAAGCAUAUAUGCUGGGUCUUGUUGAAAAAAUUCAAGCUUCCAAGGAAUCAUGAAUAUGCUUUGCAGUUAGGUCUCGUGGAAGGACAAAUCAAUGACUUGCUUGGGGGAAGAAAUCAAAUUCAAACUCCCCAAAAAACAGCAAAUGACCAAAAUUUACGUAUUGAAGAAGAUGGAUACAUUAAACAGAAGGAAAUUGGUUCAGAUGACAUCUGCUCUAUUUGUCAAGAAGUACUUUUAGAGAAAAAGCUUCCUAUCACCUUUUGCAGGUUUGGCUGUGGCAAUAAUGUUCAUAUAAAAUGCAUGAAGAUCUUAGCUAAGUAUCAGGAUACAGUAUCAAACACUUCUAUGCUGAAAUGUCCUCUGUGUAGGGAAGACUUUGCACCAUUGAAACUUAUUCUGGAGGAAUUCAAAAACUCCAGCAGACUUGGGACCGUAGCUGAGAGAGAGCCACUGGACAGACAACUUGGAAUUCCCUGUAAUAACUGUAAACAGUUUCCAAUUGAAGGGAAGUGUUAUAAGUGUACCCAAUGUAUAGAAUAUCACUUAUGCCAGGAAUGUUUUGAUAGCUGCUGCCAUUGUUCUCACUCAUUUAUAUUUCGUGAGAAGAGAAAUCAAAGGUGGAAAUCACUAGAAAAAAAGGCAGAUGAAAUUGUAAAAUAUACAGAUAAUAAAAAUGACAUAGAAGAAAAGAUACCACAUUUUCAAGAAAAGCAAGGCCAGGUUUACACACCAAAACACGUGGUAAAGUCACUGCCUCUCUUAAUGAUGACAAAGAAUAGUAAGCUGCUUGCUCCAGGCUACCAGUGUCGACUUUGUUUGAAGGCGUUUUGUCAUGGUCAAUAUGCAAGAUUGCUCCCGUGUUCUCACAAGUUUCAUAGGAAAUGCAUUGACAGUUGGUUAUUACACAAGAGCAAUUCAUGCCCUGUUGAUGGACAAGUUAUAUAUAAUCCUUUAAUCUGGAAAGACACAGCAGUGAGUGAACGCCAGCAUCACUCUGUUUCAAACACAGAGAUCAUUCCUCUAGCAAAGCAGGAAGAACCAGGACUUUUUAUUCCUGGUACUGGAUUAGUCUUAAAACAAAAUAGACUUGGAAUUUUGCCUGGCAUCCAUCAACAUAAUUGUGAAAAGUUAAAGACACCUCAAAGUUCCACAGAUACUUACCAGAAAAUAACAAUAGAUGAUCUAUACUCUAUCAAUUUAGAUGACUCAAAUUCAAGAAAAUUACUCUAUGAAUAUAAAAUUAGGCAACAUUUCCCCAGGUAUUUUCAUGAUUUACCCAAUGGAUCCUUUGGGAAAAUAUCACCUCAAACAUUUCUUCCUUCUAUUGCUCACGAGAAUAUUAUAUGUCCCACUGGAACUGAGAGCCCACAUAUAAAUGGCACUGAUCAAAGCCAGAAGAUGACCAAAUGUUUCCAUAUUAACCACAGUCUAAAGAAGAUUCUUGGUAAUAAAAUAAGAGUGGAAAGCAGGAGAUCAAUUCUUCCAGAAGAUUUAAAUCUUGUCAGUUGGGGUACAACUAAAUUUAGUUUGUCUGAAAGGUAUGAAAAUUGUAUGGGGAAAAUUAGACAAAAAUAUCAUCAUCUAAGAAGGCCUAUGUCUCACCCUUUAAAUAAAAAAAGUCCUGAGCUAUCUUUAAUAUUGGAAGAAGUUCAAUUAUGAAUAUACUUUGGACUAACAUCAGAAUUUUUUAAUAUUUGGAUAUUGAACAUAAAAUGUUUUAUUUGUAGAGCAUAAAAACACACACACACACAAAAAAAAAAACACUAUAUACUCUUGACAAAUGGGUAUAAAAUUUUCUGUUGUCAGUUAGCCUACUUGUCUAUGAAUAACUACACUUAAAGGAAAUUAUCCCACUCUUUAUAAGACUUAAAACAUUAGAUGUUUUGAUGAGUAUGUUCAGAGUGUUCAGAAUGUUAUGAAUUAUGAAUAAUUUUUUGAACUUUUAUAUAUGAUUUUGCACUGAUUAAAAUAAUUAUUAUUACUUAAAUUAAGGAAAUAGAUUUACCUUGUAUUGAAUCACUGUUUUUAAACAUUCCACUUGAUAACGUACAAUGAGAUUCUUUCUACGUACUUGUGUAUUUUUUGCAUGUCCUUACAGUAGUAAUCACCACAAACCU
Miniopterus natalensis is the source of this 2249-nucleotide messenger RNA. NCBI's taxonomy places the organism in Eukaryota, Metazoa, Chordata, Mammalia, Chiroptera, Miniopteridae. The record is from RefSeq and is a predicted model, not a curated record.